This is a messenger RNA of Musa acuminata subsp. malaccensis (wild Malaysian banana), 1373 nucleotides long. Its product is annotated as glyceraldehyde-3-phosphate dehydrogenase 2, cytosolic. Gene Ontology annotation, biological process: glucose metabolic process; glycolytic process. Gene Ontology annotation, cellular component: cytosol. Lineage: Eukaryota; Viridiplantae; Streptophyta; Magnoliopsida; Zingiberales; Musaceae. The record is from RefSeq and is a predicted model, not a curated record. Gene Ontology annotation, molecular function: NAD binding; glyceraldehyde-3-phosphate dehydrogenase (NAD+) (phosphorylating) activity; NADP binding.
ACGUGUCGCUCUUCGUGUUUGGCUCUACUACUUUUACAGAGGAAGUCGAGAAAGCUCUAUAAUAAGUACCUCGGAAACCUCUCCCACCUCGUCGCUCUCCGUAACCUCGACUCGUUUCGUCUCGAAUCUUCACCUCCGAUCGCCAUGGCUAAGAUCAAGAUCGGCAUCAACGGUUUUGGGAGGAUCGGGAGGUUGGUUGCUAGAGUCGCGCUCCAGAGCGAUGAUGUGGAGCUCGUGGCCGUCAAUGAUCCCUUCAUCUCCACUGACUACAUGACAUAUAUGUUCAAAUAUGAUACGGUGCACGGGAAAUGGAAGCAUCAUGAGAUCAAAGUGAAGGACACUAAGACUCUUCUUUUUGGCGAGAAACAAGUUACCGUCUUUGGCAUCAGGAACCCUGAAGAGAUCCCUUGGGGUGAGACUGGAGCUGAAUAUGUUGUAGAAUCCACAGGUGUCUUUACGGACAAGGACAAGGCUGCUGCUCACCUGAAGGGUGGUGCGAAAAAAGUCAUUAUCUCUGCUCCAAGCAAAGAUGCACCUAUGUUUGUGGUAGGAGUGAAUGAGCAUACAUACAAGCCUGACAUCGACAUUGUCUCCAAUGCUAGCUGUACCACCAACUGUCUUGCUCCUCUAGCCAAGGUCAUCCAUGAUAGAUUUGGAAUUGUCGAGGGAUUGAUGACCACUGUGCAUUCUAUCACUGCCACUCAAAAGACUGUUGAUGGACCAUCUAGCAAGGAUUGGAGGGGUGGACGAGCAGCAAGCUUUAACAUCAUUCCCAGCAGCACUGGUGCUGCAAAGGCUGUAGGUAAAGUGCUCCCUGCUUUGAACGGGAAAUUAACUGGUAUGGCCUUCCGCGUUCCAACGGUGGAUGUUUCUGUUGUGGAUCUCACCGUCAGGCUUGAGAAAGCUGCUUCUUAUGAGCAGAUUAAGGUUGCCAUUAAGGAAGAGUCUGAGGGGAAACUCAAGGGAAUCUUGGGUUAUGUAGAAGAGGACUUGGUCUCCACUGACUUUGUGGGUGAUAGCAGGUCAAGCAUUUUUGAUGCCAAGGCUGGAAUUGCUUUAAAUGAGAAUUUUGUUAAGGUUGUGGCGUGGUAUGACAAUGAAUGGGGCUACAGCUCUCGUGUUGUUGACCUGAUCCGUCAUAUGGCUUGCACUAAGUAAAUUAUGGCUUGUUGCUGUUUGUAUCCUUCCUUUGCUACUUGUAGCUGAUGGUGAAUAAAUGUUUCAUGAAAGGCGUCGACUUUCCUAUUAUCUUUCCACUUUGUUGGGAAUCAGAUACCAUCAUUAUAUGUAAGAUGAUAAUUAUUCAGCUGCAUAUGAAUAUGAAAGAGCUUUGUUUUGUGCAACAAGUCAUUAAAAUAAUCAUAAUUAAUAUU